AUGAAAUUGUUGCUGGGUGCAAUUGGUGCAGGAACUUUGCUGCUGCUGUCGGAACUGAGCAUGAUCGACGAGAGCAGCCCCGUGGUGCCGGUGGAGUAUCCGAAUGCCGAGAUAGAAGAAGGGACCGACUUUUAA
This is a messenger RNA of Peronospora matthiolae, 135 nucleotides long. NCBI's taxonomy places the organism in Eukaryota, Oomycota, Peronosporomycetes, Peronosporales, Peronosporaceae. The record is from the annotation of a GenBank genome assembly.